AUGACGACGUUUACUAAACUCGGCGACGAGGAGACCGCGGUCAUCGCCGUCCAUCCGACCCGCCGCAUCUCCAAGAUCAACCCGAACAUCUAUGCGGGCUUUACCGAGCACAUGGGCCGAUGCAUCUACGGUGGCAUCUAUGAUCCCGGCAACCCGCUGUCGGACGAGAACGGCUUCCGGAAGGAUGUCCUCGCCGCGCUAAAAGACCUCAACAUCCCGGUCGUGCGGUAUCCCGGCGGCAACUUCUGCGCGACCUACCACUGGCUGGACGGGGUCGGGCCCAAGGAUCAGCGGCCGUCGCGCCCCGAACUGGCCUGGCUGGGCACCGAAACGAACCAGUUUGGAACCGACGAGUUCAUGAAGUGGUGUGAUGUGCUUGGCACCGAGCCGUACUUGUGCUUCAAUUUUGGCACAGGUACUCUGGACGAAGCCCUUGCCUGGGUGGAGUAUUGCAAUGGCACCGGCAACACAUACUAUGCCAAUCUUCGGCGCAAGAAUGGCCGCGAAGAACCAUAUCACGUCAAAUACUGGGCCCUCGGCAACGAGACAUGGGGCCCGUGGCAGGUCGAGCAGAUGACCAAGGAAGCAUACGCCCACAAGGCAUUGCAGUGGGCCAAAGCACUGAAACUCCUCGACCCCAGCCUCAUCCUCAUCCUCUGCGGCCAAGACGGCACCGCAACCUGGGACUACUACACCCUCUCGCACUGCCUCCUCCCCGCGCACUCGGCGCUCUCCACCAGCGCCGUGCCCCUCAUCGACAUGCACAGCAUCCACCUCUACACCAGCGCCUCCUCGCACCUCCCCAACGCCACCGCCCCGCUCGCCGCGGAGCGUGCCAUCGAAAUCACCUCCUCGCUCAUCGACCUCGCGCGCAUCGAAAACGGCGUGCCGCCCUCGCAGCCCCGACCCACCAUCUGCUUCGACGAGUGGAACGUGUGGGACCCCAUUCGCGCGGAGGGCAGCCACGGCGCGGAGGAGAGCUACACGCUCUCCGAUGCGCUGGCGGUAGCCGUGUGGCUGAACGUGUUUGUACGAAAGAGCCGCGAUCUAGGCAUGGCGUGCAUCGCACAGAGCGUGAAUGUGAUCUCGCCGCUGAUGACGAGCCCGGAGGGUAUUAUCAAGCAGACGACGUGGUGGCCGCUGUAUCUGUUUUCGAAGUUCAUGCGUGGGUGGACCGUUGCGGCGCAUGUUGCGUGUGGGACGUAUGAGGGGGAGACGGCGCCGACUUGGCUGCGGGGCACGGUGCAGACGCCGUGGUUGGAUGUUAGUGCGUCGGUGGGGGAAGAUGGGUGGGCGAACCUGGUGGUGGUGAAUCUUCAUGAGGAGAGGGCCUUUGAGACGAAGGUGGAGGGGGUGAGUGGGCCUGCGGACGUGUUUACUGUGACCGGGGCGAGCGUGGCGGCAACGAAUAUGAAGGGCCAGGAGGAGGUUGCGGUGCAGGAGUCGAAGUGGGAUGCGGCGGGGGCUUAUGUAUUCCCUAAGCACUCCAUUACGCUGAUUCGGUGGAAGGCUGAGUAG
This is a messenger RNA of Penicillium canariense, 1518 nucleotides long. RefSeq names its product alpha-N-arabinofuranosidase. Gene Ontology annotation, biological process: L-arabinose metabolic process; polysaccharide catabolic process. The transcript has 6 exons. NCBI's taxonomy places the organism in Eukaryota, Fungi, Ascomycota, Eurotiomycetes, Eurotiales, Aspergillaceae. The record is from RefSeq and is a predicted model, not a curated record. Gene Ontology annotation, molecular function: alpha-L-arabinofuranosidase activity. The coding region runs from base 1 to 1518 and encodes 505 amino acids.